AUGGCAGCUAACACCAGAUACGAGCCUGCUCCGCAGCGCGACUCCUUCGAGGAGCGCGCCUAUCCUCAACCCCCGCCGUCUUAUCAGGCAACGGCCGACUACUCGCAAGCAGCGCCACGCAGCGAGGACGACAAUGUUCCUGAUGAUUUCAAGUUCGGCGGCACCGUCGCAGAGGGCACCUUGCCCAUCCGCAUGCAGUUCAUCCGGAAGGUCUAUUCCAUCUUAACGGCCCAACUCCUCCUCACCACCAUCCUCAGCUCCAUCUCCUUCUUCUCCCCCAGCUACCGCCUCUGGAUCCAAUCCAACUUCUGGCUCAUGAUGGUCUCUGUCUUCGGCGCCCUAGGCUUCAUGCUCGUCACCUACUGGAAGCGCAAAUCCUACCCGGCCAACCUCCUCUUCCUAUCCGGAUUCACCCUCCUCGAAGCCUACUCCAUCAGCGUCGUGACUUCCUUCUACGACGCCCGUCUCGUCAUCCAAGCCCUCAUCCUCACCCUCGGUCUCUUCGUCGCUCUCACCCUCUUCGCCUGCCAGACCAAGUACGACUUCACUAACUGGAUGCCCUACCUCUUCGGUGGCCUGUGGUUCUUGAUCUUGUUUGGCUUCGUGGCCGUGUUUUUCCCUGCCAAUAGCACCGUCGAGCUGAUUUAUGGGGGCCUGGCGGCAUUGAUCUUCUCUGCGUAUAUUCUUGUUGAUACGCAGUUGGUGAUGAGACAUUACCAUGUUGAGGAGGAGAUUGCCGCGAGCAUUUCGCUGUACUUGGAUAUCUUGAAUCUGUUUUUGGCGAUUUUGAGGAUUCUGAAUAGUCAGAAUAAUAACUAG
This is a messenger RNA of Aspergillus luchuensis, 819 nucleotides long. RefSeq names its product Bax inhibitor-1 family protein. Lineage: Eukaryota; Fungi; Ascomycota; Eurotiomycetes; Eurotiales; Aspergillaceae. The transcript has 3 exons. The record is from RefSeq and is a predicted model, not a curated record. Bases 1 to 819 code for a protein of 272 amino acids. Gene Ontology annotation, cellular component: membrane.